This is a messenger RNA of Saimiri boliviensis boliviensis (Bolivian squirrel monkey), 831 nucleotides long. RefSeq names its product biogenesis of lysosomal organelles complex 1 subunit 3 (gene BLOC1S3). Lineage: Eukaryota; Metazoa; Chordata; Mammalia; Primates; Cebidae. The record is from RefSeq and is a predicted model, not a curated record. Gene Ontology annotation, cellular component: BLOC-1 complex.
GUCGAGAUCACAGCCCUUCAGCUGCCAAGGUGAGGACGCAGCACUCCGGCUAGGAAGCAGAUCCCGCAGGCUCUGAGCGUCAGCUGCAGGCUCGGCGCCAUGGCGUCCCAGAGUCGGCGGCGGAGGCACCCGCGGAGGCUGGAGACGGUGGUGCCGGGGGAAGCGACCGAGACAGAUUCGGAGCCCUCUGCGUCCUCGUCCGAGGAGGAGGAGUUGUACCUGGGUCCUUCGGGCCCGACGCGCGGCCGCCCCACGGGGCUGCGGGUGGCUGGGGAAGCCGCGGAGACCGACUCGGACCCGGAGCCUGAGCCGACGGCCGCGCCCAGGGACCUGCCUCCGCUCGUGGUGCAGCGGGAAUCGGCGGAGGAGGCCUGGGGCGCGGAGGAGGCCCCGGCGCCCGCCCCCGCGCGCUCGCUCCUGCAACUUCGGCUGGCGGAGAGCCAGGCUCGGCUGGACCACGACGUGGCGGCCGCCGUGAGCGGUGUGUACCGCCGUGCGGGCCGCGACGUGGCCGCCCUGGCUAGUAGGCUGGCGGCAGCCCAGGCGGCAGGGCUGGCGGCGGCCCACAGCGUGCGCCUGGCACGCGGGGACCUCUCCGCGCUGGCUGAGCGCCUGGACAUCGUGGCUGGCUGCCGCCUGCUGCCGGACAUCCGCGGCGUGCCGGGUACCGAGCCUGAGCAGGACCCGGGGCCGCGGGCCUAGCCAUGAUUCUACUUCUCUACCUGGCUCUGCAGUUUGGGGGUAGGCCUUGCUGCCUCUGGAGCUUGACUCUGUCCCUUGUGUCCCUUUUUAUUUUAUUUAUUUUUUUAUUUUAAAGACGGGGUUUCACCA